AUGUUUUGUCUUUUAAUGUAUGAUCUGACUUUGAAAUACUCAGCAGUUUGUGUCUUCUCUUGCAGUGUGCCCACCGUCCCAGUGAAGAACCUCAAUGGAUCCAGCCCGGUCCACCCUGCACUGGCCGGGAUCACAGGUAUCCUGAUGAGUGCUGCCGCUCUGCCUGUGUGUCUGACCAGACCCCCAAAACUGGUGCUGCACCCCCCACCUGUCAGCAAGAGCGACAUCAAACCCGUGCCAGGCUUCGGCCACUGCUGCAGAAAGACCACCAAGAAGCAAGCUCGCAAGGGUAAAACUCCAGAGGAGGUGGUAAAGAAGUACCUGCAGAAAGUAAAAAGUCCACCAGAGGAGGACUGUACCAUCUGUAUGGAGCCGCUGGGGGGUCCGUCUGGUUAUAAGGGCCCAGGGGUGACCCCUGUGUCUCGGGCGGAGUCAGUCGGGCGGUUAGCACAGUGUGGACACCAGUACCAUUUCCAGUGUUUGGUGGCCAUGUAUAAUAACGGCAACAAGGACGGCAGCCUUCAGUGUCCCACCUGUAAAACCAUCUACGGCGUGAAGACAGGCAACCAACCAGCGGGAAAGAUGGAGUACCACGUCAUCCCUCACUCCCUGCCGGGGCAUCCUGACUGCAAAAGCAUCCGCAUCAUCUACAACAUACCGCCAGGCCUUCAGGGACCAGAGCAUCCGAACCCAACGAAGCCCUUCACUGCCAGAGGCUUCCCCCGACACUGCUACCUCCCCGACAGCGAGAAAGGACGCAAGGUACUGAAGCUGCUCCUGGUAGCGUGGGACCGCAGGUUGAUCUUCUCCAUUGGAACUUCAAGCACCACCGGAGAGUCUGACACCGUCAUCUGGAACGAGGUCCACCAUAAGACAGAGUUUGGCUCCAACCUGACGGGCCACGGCUUCCCGGACCCCGGACACCUGAACAACGUCCUGGAAGAGCUGCGAGCUCAGGGCAUCACAGAGGACGAUGGACUGAUGGAGAAGUGAGAGGACCAUGAAACAUGUGAGAGCAGCGAAGAGAGGACGGAGAGAUACAAACCAUGAAAAUAAAAGAAGCAGGAGGAGGACUGAGACACUCUCCCUGCCAGCACUUAACAGGCUGCAGGGGACGUUUGAGGUUAUAGAAGACAUAGCUUUUUUUUGUGGAGGGAACCACUUUUCAAGACGGUGAUUGAGUCUGGGUUCGCUUAUCGGUACAAGUCUGUCUACACUUAGGACACAAACAAGUUACAUUUACUGAGGGAAAGCAAAACCAGGAAAAGAAAGUAAAAAGAGAGCGCAGUUUUGAUGAAAACUGUUGGGAGAGAACGGACAAAGGAAGAAGUUAGAGCAGCGGGGGAGGGGACAGGAGGAGGGAAAGAUGAAGCAGAAAGACACGAAGAUGAUGUAAGAAUGUAGCGUAGGGUAGGAGUAGUGUAAAAUCAACUUGUAUGGUACUUAGCUAGGCUAUCAUUAAGAGGUAACAGAGCGGUGGACGAGGAGGAAAGACAGAUGGUGCUCGCUUUUGUUCACACCACCUGCCUGUCAGUGGCUCAGUGCUGCUGCUCCCCCCUGUGGCGGUGCUGAGAAACUACAACUGCAAGAUAAAACUGUUACUAUGAGUUAUCCACCUGUUACGUUUGAUCAUUGUUACCUAUAAUCCUCAUUUAACGUCAUUCCAUACUUUACCUCCUACGUUGACUUGAUGGGUUUUUAUAUGUGUUUAUGAUUGCGUGUGAAAUGACAAAAGACCAAACGCAGGCCCGGUCUGUUUGGAGUCUUACUCAUCGAGCCCUUGUGGUAAAAGUUAACCGUACAUACACAGGUACCAGUAUUUACUUAUGUAUCUUUAUUUCUGUCCCUUGUGACGGUGCACAGUGGAUGUAAAUGCUGUGAGAAAAGCUGAGGAUGUGAAUAACAACCUGAAGAUAAAACCAAUUUGAGCUUUGACAAAAAUGAUGAAGAUUUUUGAUUAGAUCUAGUUCACCUAUCUUCUCAAAAAUAAAGCAAUCUUUGGCUUGUUCACAGCCAGGAAAUCCUCAGAUUGGGCAGGUGGGGUGGAGAAGAUGGAGAGGUAGACCUGAAGUCAUGACUUACAGAGGGGGGGAAAACUAUUGGCUGACGAGUGCAAACGCGCUACAAGAUGCAAAAACAGUUCCAUUAGGAGAAACACUGCAGCUUCAGAUAAAUGACAAACGUGUCAAAAUCCAUUCAAAUUUAGAAACAAAUGUACCAACUUGACAACACAUACCAAGUAUUUAAGAAAACAUUCACCGUGUUUGCCAUAAUAUCAGAAGGAAUCAUGCGAUCGAAUUGUUAAAAUAAGACGAUAAAGCUUACUGUACAUUUUAGGAAACGUUCCAACAACAGACAGUACAGAAGCGCACGGUCCCGGUGUGCAUCCCUUUUUAUGGCGCAUUCACACUGCAGCGCGGAGCUCGCUUUAAGCGAGCCGGGCCUAAUAAGGCCUAACCAAACCGAGCGAGGCCUGCAGUGUAAAUGCGCCAUUAGUGUACUCUGAUUACGUUGUGUUUUGAGCUUCUUGCAGCGUUAUUUAUUUGCAGCGCUUUGCUAAUGCAGCGCUUUCAGUAAACGCUGCCCUUGUUUCGGCAAGUUGGUGAAUGUUUUUUUUUAUGCACAUGUGUUGUCAGGUCAUUCUUUAUCUGCAUGGGUUUUUGCACAUUUGUGUUAUUUGAUUUAUUUAUGAAACUGCGGAGCGUUUCCCUUAAUGAAAAUGUGUUGGGCCACUGGAGCGGGUUUUCACCUGUCGGCCACCGUAACACUGGGCUUAUAAACGCCAAUCAAUCACAUAAAUCCUUAUGAAUGAAGAUCAACUAGGCAUCUAUUAAAUAUCCAGUAUUCAUUUAAAUGUGAAUUCCCCAGUUAGGUAUCAUCAAUAGUUAAUGACUGUAGAUGUGUAAUUACAAUUGCCCAAAACUAUUUAACACCAACAGCAGGAAACUUCCCAAAUGGGCUUGCUUCUGAUUGGCUGGCAUCCCAAAAAGUAAAAAAAUAAGCUAAUUGUAAGCAAUACAGAGUAUGGGAUGUUUAAUAUGUGACUUGUUGGCUGCAGUUCGAGAUCAGAAUAAUAUAUUUUAAAUUAAAAAAAAAAAGUAAAAGAAUCAUCUUCUUACCUCAACCCUUCCUGACUGAUGUCACACGGCCCAGUCUUUGAGUUGGGUCUAUAAAGGACCCCUUAUCACAAUGUUACAAGAAAUGUGUGUGUGAGUGUGAAAGAUAACCUGUGUACUGUGUAUACUACCCACAUGCUCCCAGUUUAGGGUGUUAUUUUGGUACUCCGUCAUUCAUUAUCUCAGAUGAUGAUGGUUCCCCCUUCCUUCUUUGUUAGGUAAUUUUAUUUUUGAAAAGUAGGUACACUUGUUUUACAUUUUCCUUGCCACUAUUAUAGAUUAAAUUGCCUUUUUUAUAUUGUAUGUUCAUGUCAUAUUAAUUAUGCCCUUUUUUUAUUUGUUACAAUUGGUUUACAGAGACGGUAUUGUUAAAUACGAUGUUUUUUUUGUCAUUGUGUACAGAAAUUAAGCUGAUCUGUGUCAUCUUUUCCUUGGAAAAGGAAUGUGAUGGUAGACUUUUAUUUGAGUGUGAAAUGUAAUGAAUUGUAGGAGCAAGUCAAACCCAUACACAUGUGCUCUUCUGUGAGGUAAAGAAUGCUUUUAUUUUUUACAUAUCAUCUGUCUUGUUAACUUUAUCUGCUCUGAGCUUUAGUAGCAGAUGUGUUGAUGGACACAUUGGUGUUAGUCUUAAAUUCACCACUCUUUAAGCUGCAGAAUGGUACAAGUGGUAAAAGAUGAUUAUUUUAAACAUUGUAAAAUACAAUAAAAUCGAAAUUUCCUCCUGA
Messenger RNA from Notothenia coriiceps (black rockcod), 3841 nucleotides. Its product is annotated as E3 ubiquitin-protein ligase DTX4-like. Bases 1 to 993 code for a protein of 330 amino acids. The record is from RefSeq and is a predicted model, not a curated record. The transcript is spliced from 8 exons. Gene Ontology annotation, biological process: Notch signaling pathway; protein ubiquitination. Lineage: Eukaryota; Metazoa; Chordata; Actinopteri; Perciformes; Nototheniidae. Gene Ontology annotation, molecular function: metal ion binding.